Molecule: messenger RNA, 2460 nt
Organism: Arabidopsis arenosa
Lineage: Eukaryota; Viridiplantae; Streptophyta; Magnoliopsida; Brassicales; Brassicaceae
Source: the annotation of a GenBank genome assembly
AGGAAAAACCGUCAGAAAUGUGUUAACUUUACAUGUGUCCUACAUAGAUACAUUUCGACUAAUUUCCAACAAAGAUGUUGAUCGUUAAUGGCUGCCAUGUUUAAUCAUCCAUGGCCUAAUUUAACCCUAAUUUUCUUCUUCUUCAUCGUCGUUUUACCAUUCCAUUCUUUUUCUCAGUUUGAUUCUCCACAAAAUAUCGAAACUUUCUUCCCAAUCUCCUCACUCUCACCUGUUCCACCACCGCUUCUUCCACCGUCGUCAAACCGAUCUCCGCAGUCAAAUAAUUCAUCUUCUGAUAGAAAAACAAUCACAAAAGCUGUUCUUAUAACAGCAGCAAGCACUAUACUUGUAGCUGGAGUUUUCUUCUUCUGUCUUCAAAAAUGUAUCAUCGCACGACGGAGGAGAGACAGAGUCGGGCCAGUCAACGUCGAAAACACUCUACCACCGUAUCCUCCUCCUCCGAUGACGUCGGCGGCGGUUACGACGACGGCUUUGGCUAGAGAAGGUUUCACGCGGUUUGGUGUUGUGAAAGGUUUGAUUCUUGAUGAGAAUGGUCUUGAUGUGUUGUAUUGGAGAAAGCUACAGAGUCAGAGAGAGAGAAGUGGAAGCUUCAAGAAACAGAUCAUCACCGGAGAAGAAGAGGACAAAGAAGUGAUUUAUUACAAGAACAAGAAGAAAACAGAGCACGUUACAGAGAUUCCUCUUCUUAGAGGAAGAUCUUCUACUUCUCAUAGUGUAAUUCAUAACGAAGAUCAUCAGACGCCUCCACCGCCACCGCCAAUUCCGGUGAAACAGAGUGAACCAGCACCACCACCACUGUCAAUUCCGGUGAAACAGAGUGCACCAACGCCACCGCCUCCUCCUCCGAUUAAGAAGGGUUCUUCUCCAUCGCCGCCACCACCUCCACCGGUGAAAAAGGUCGGAGCUUUAUCAUCAUCAGCUUCGAAACCACCGCCUGCGCCGGUUAGAGGAACAAGUGGAGGAGAGAGUUCGAAACAAGUAAAGCUGAAGCCUUUACAUUGGGAUAAAGUAAACCCUGAUUCUGAUCAUUCAAUGGUUUGGGACAAAAUCGAUCGUGGAUCAUUCAGUUUCGAUGGCGAUUUAAUGGAAGCCCUGUUUGGAUACGUUGCCGUGGGGAAGAAAUCACCAGAACACUUCGAUGAUAAAAACCCUAAAUCAACGCAAAUCUUCAUACUUGAUCCGAGAAAGUCUCAAAACACAGCGAUUGUGCUUAAAUCAUUAGGUAUGACACGUGAAGAGCUUGUUGAAGCACUCAUGGAAGGAAACGAUUUUGUGCCAGACACGCUUGAGAGGUUAGCUAGAAUAGCUCCGACUAAAGAAGAACAAUCAGCGAUUCUUGAAUUCGAAGGCGACACGGCAAAACUCGCUGAUGCGGAAUCGUUUUUGUUUCAUCUUCUUAAAUCUGUGCCAACCGCGUUUACUAGACUAAACGCGUUUCUCUUUAGAGCUAAUUAUUAUCCUGAAAUGGCUCAUCAUGGAAAAUGUCUACAAACGUUGGAUUUGGCUUGUAAAGAGCUGAGAUCUCGUGGCUUGUUUGUGAAGCUUUUGGAGGCAAUACUUAAAGCUGGAAACAGAAUGAAUGUGGGUACCGCGAGAGGAAACGCUCAAGCGUUUAAUCUAACCGCGCUUUUGAAACUUUCGGAUGUUAAAAGUGUUGAUGGGAAGACUACUUUGCUUAACUUUGUAGUGGAGGAAGUUGUUAGAUCGGAAGGAAAACGUUGUGUUAUGAAUAGAAGAAGCCAUAGCUUAACACGAAGCGGCAGUAGUAACAACAAUGGUGGUAAUAGUCCUCAGGUUAUGUCGAAAGAAGAGCAAGAGAAAGAGUAUUUGAAGCUUGGUUUGCCAAUUGUUGGAGGAUUGAGCUCUGAGUUUUCAAACGUCAAGAAAGCUGCUAGUGUAGACUAUGACACGGUUGUUGCAACUUGCUCUGCUCUAGCGGUUAAAGCAAGAGACGCGAAAUCUGUGAUUGCAGAAUGUGAAGAUGGAGAAGGAGGGAGGUUUGUGAAGAAGAUGAUGUUGUUUCUUGAUUCAGUAGAGGAUGAAGUGAAAAUGGCGAAAGAUGAAGAGAGGAAAGUAAUAGAGCUUGUGAAACGUACAACGGAUUAUUAUCAAGCAGGAGCUGUUACAAAGGGGAAGAAUCCACUUCAUUUAUUUGUUAUUGUUAGAGAUUUUCUUGCCAUGGUUGAUAAAGUAUGCUUAGAGAUUAUGCGGAAUAUGCAGAGGAGAAAGAUUGGGAGUCCGGUAUCGCCUUCUUCGCAGCGGAAUGCGGUGAAAUUCCCGGUUUUGCCUCCAAAUUUCAUGUCGGUCAGAGCCUGGAAUGAUUCCGGUGGGUCGGAUUCCGAUAUGUGAGAGUCCAGAUUUGUUAUAUGUAAAUACUACUAAAUAGUAGAAUCAUUUUGGGUACAAUUUGUUCCUUAUAAUUAAACAAUUUUGCUUGAA